Molecule: messenger RNA, 2860 nt
Organism: Misgurnus anguillicaudatus (oriental weatherfish)
Lineage: Eukaryota; Metazoa; Chordata; Actinopteri; Cypriniformes; Cobitidae
Source: RefSeq, a predicted model, not a curated record
GCGCAUAUGUACAUCCGCGUGUGUCAUAUUCUCAAGGUGUGUGCGUAGUACUGUAUGUGUAUAUGCCUGUGUCAUUGUGUAUCCUUGUGCACGCUAUAGAAGCGUAAUGGUGAAAGUCUCGUUUUAAAAAAGGGUAGCGUGGGUCCUUCAUUGCCUGCCGUCGCUUCCUGGUUUCACAGUGAACAUGGCGGCUGUUAGUAAGUAUCUGACAGCCGGUAAUUCCUCCAUCGCAGGUGCAGUGCUGUUCGCCGCGUACAUUAUAAAACAGAGGCUGUCUGCGAAAAAUACAGGAGAGAAUCAGGGAACAAAACCACUGUUUGACAAAAAUAAAGAUGGAAAAACAGACAAGGCUGCAGUGGACAAGGUGUUUUUCAGCCGCAUGCGUCAUAUCAUGAAAAUCCUGGUGCCAGAGACCUUUUGCAAAGAAUCAGGAUAUUUGCUAAUGAUUGCAAUCAUGCUCAUGGCUCGAACCUACUGCGAUGUCUGGGUCAUCCAUAAUGGGACAAUGAUUGAGAGUGCAAUCAUUGGACGGUCGACAAAUGCUUUCAAAAGAUACUUGGUCAACUUUAUCACGGUCAUGCCUUUUAUAUCACUAGUAAAUAACUUAUUAAAGCUGGGACUCAAUGAGCUAAAGCUGUGCUUUAGAGUGAGACUUACAAGUCAACUUUACAACGACUAUUUAACGGGAUUUACAUAUUACCAAAUUGGCAAUCUGGAUAACCGCAUUGCCAACCCUGACCAGCUGAUAACUACAGACGUGGAGAAGUUCUGUAACAGUGUGGUAGAUCUCUAUUCCAACAUCAGCAAGCCUUUACUAGACAUAUUGAUAUACGUCUUUAGGCUGAACACAUCCAUAGGUGCUCUUGGCCCUGCCAGUUUACUGGGCUAUCUGGUUUUGUCCAGUCUGCUCCUGACGAGACUGCGCAGGCCGAUUGGCAAGAUGACGGUGACCGAGCAGCGAUACGAGGGGGAGUACAGAUACAUCAACUCUCGGCUCAUCACUAACAGUGAGGAGAUUGCGUUCUACAAUGGAAGCAGGAGAGAAAAGCAAACCCUUAAUGGAAUCUUUCAGAAACUUGUUGACCACUUGAGUCAAUUCAUACACUUCCGUUUCACAAUGGGUGUCAUGGACAGCAUCAUAGCCAAAUACAUAGCAAUGGCGGUGGGCUAUCUGGCUAUUAGCCGGCCGUUCCUGAACGUCACAAACAAGCGGCAUAUUAACAGCACAUAUUCUGAACGGCUCGAGGAUUAUUACCAGAGCGGACGGAUGUUGAUGAGUUUGGCGCAGGCCCUGGGUAGAAUCGUCCUGGCAGGCAGAGAUAUGACCAGAUUGUCCGGAUUCACUGCACGAAUCACAGAGAUUCAGGAAGUUCUGAAAGAACUGAAUUCGGGCAGAUAUGAGCGGACUAUGGUCUCAGAACGAGCCAAAGACACUACAAUACAAAAUAUCCCUCUAAUACCAGGGAGAGGUGAAGUCAUAAUAGCUGACAACGUUAUAAAGUUUGAACACAUACCUUUAGCCACACCCAAUGGAGACAUACUUAUCCGGGAUUUAUCCUUUGAGGUGUCAUCAGGGACAAAUGUGUUGGUCUGCGGUCCAAAUGGCUGUGGGAAGAGUUCCCUUUUUAGAGUACUUGGAGAGCUGUGGCCACUGUAUGGAGGACGCCUCACGAAACCAGAGAGAGGAAAGCUGUUCUACGUUCCUCAGAGGCCUUACAUGACCCUGGGUUCUCUUAGAGAUCAGGUGAUUUAUCCUGACACACACGAAGACCAAAAGAAGAAAGGAACUUCAGAUCAGGUGCUGAGGGAAUACCUGGACAAUGUCCAGCUAGGACAUAUCCUAGACAGAGAGGGCAGCUGGGAGAGUGUGCAAGACUGGAUGGAUGUCCUCAGUGGAGGAGAGAAGCAGAGGAUGGCUAUGGCCCGUUUGUUCUACCACAAGCCACAGUUUGCCAUUCUGGAUGAGUGCACCAGUGCUGUGAGUGUUGAUGUAGAGGACUUCAUCUACAGCCACUGCCGAAAGGUUGGCAUCACGCUGUUCACAGUCUCCCAUAGGAAAUCACUAUGGAAACACCAUGAGUAUUACUUGCAGAUGGAUGGAAGAGGCAACUAUGAGUUUAAACACAUAACAAAGGACACAGUGGAGUUUGGCUCAUAAUAAUGAAAUAAGGCCUUAUUCGUGAUAACAUUUCUCUGUACAUUCUAUGUAAAAUUAUGCACGUUAGUUGUUAUAUGAAUGUGAUUUAUGUAAGAAUGAUUUUACCAGCGAUUUACACUAGUGUUUCAUGAAUAUGAAAGGCCUAUAUCAGUACUACAUGUUUGGACCUGAAGCAAUAUCAUUCUGCACAAGGCGAGAUUCUUAACUAUAUAAAACAUAAUUGUUCAUAUAUAACUUUUCCUCAUUUGAGGGAAACAAUUGUAACUCGUGUGGAUAAAUUAUCUCUCAGGGAGAGGUUCAUUAUCUAAAAUGAUAUUUGUAAGGAACAUAUUUGGGUUUGAUAUCUUUUUUUUAAGAAUCAAGCAUUUGUAAUGUAAAGGUAGUGUUUUUACUGGUCCUUGAUUUGAAAUAUGGAGACAUGAACUGGAAUAUUGAAAUGAGUGGGGUCACUUAAGUUUUUUUUAAUUAUUCUUUUUUUGUCCAUACUGCUGCAUGCCAUGUGUAGUUAACUACAUGAAAACUGUAUUAUUUAAAUGUAACAAGCUGUCUUUACCUAUUUAUUUCAUGUAAAAGUAAUUUUAUGAGAUAAAUAAGCCUAAAAAAAGACUGUAAACUAAAUAUUUAUAUUAAUAUACUGUAUGUACAUAUGUAGUGCCUUACAAAAGCAGAUCAAUUCUCUAAUUUUACAAAUUUGCAGAAUUA